Penicillium brevicompactum is the source of this 1209-nucleotide messenger RNA. RefSeq lists its product as uncharacterized. Gene Ontology annotation, molecular function: protein binding; 6-phosphogluconolactonase activity. The coding region runs from base 1 to 1209 and encodes 402 amino acids. The record is from RefSeq and is a predicted model, not a curated record. NCBI's taxonomy places the organism in Eukaryota, Fungi, Ascomycota, Eurotiomycetes, Eurotiales, Aspergillaceae. The transcript is spliced from 2 exons.
AUGUAUCUCAAUGCCUUCCUCCUAGCGCUGGCCUCCACAGCCAUCGCAAAACCAGCCCCAGCCCCAGCCCGUCUCUGGGCUACACACUAUAACGGCAAUGUUUACACACUGGAACUAAACAACAAUGACCUCACUCUCAAACAAACCCUCAAGACCUGCGGCGCAAUGCCCAGCUGGCUAACCCUCGACCCAAAAUCCCGUACCGUCUACUGCUCCAACGAGGACGGCACGACAGAUGCAUCGACACACGGCUCCCUAACAGCCCUGCACGUCGCAGGCAACGGCCAACUACACGAAGGCGCAGUUGUCGAGACCAUCGGCGGCGGCGUAAACAGCGUGAUAUACGAAGCGGAUAAGGGGAAGUUCCUCGCGAUCGCGCACUACGAGGGCGCCGCGGUCUCAACAUUCGAACUCCCAAUCAAGAAAGACCAAACUGCCCUACAAUCCUUCCACUUCAACCUCACGCACCCAGGCAAAGUAGCGCAGCAAGAUACACCACACCCACACGAAGUCUUCAUCGACCCAACAGGAUCAUUCCUCCUAAGCCCAGACCUAGGCGCCGACCUACUGCGCAUCUGGUCAAUUGACGGGAGCUCAGGAAAAUUAGAAGAAUGCCCCAGCAAGAACGUGACAUUCGGCAGCGGACCCCGACAUGGAAUUUUCUGGACUGAUGGGACGAGUCCCGGUGCCAGUACUCAUCAGCGCAAGCUUGCUUCUGUCGGUAAGACGAUGCUGUAUCUUGUGAAUGAGAUCGGGGGUACGAUGAUGGUAUACGAUGUUUCGUAUUCGCGAUCUGGAUGUUUGUCGCUUGAGAAGAAGCAGACGAUUGUGCCUUAUCCGAAGGGUGUUAUGCCUAAGGGAGCGACGCCUGCUGGUAUUAAGCGUGUUGGAGAUGCGAUUUAUGUAUCGAUUCGGACGGAUCAGGGGUUUAAGCCUGAUGAUUCGAUGGUUGUGCUUGAUCGGGGCGAGGAUGGGUUGGUUACGGUUCGUAACGCGACUUCUGCGUAUGGAAAGGUGCCUAGGACGUUUGUGAUUAAUCGUGCUGGAAAUCUGGUUGCGAUUGGGAAUCAGGCUUCGGCGACUGUGGCGAUUGUGCGUCGGGAUGUCAAGACUGGGAAUCUUGGAGAGGAGGUUGCGAUUUUACAAGUUGGGGAGACUGGGACUGUUGGGUCUGCCGAGGGGUUGAGCAGUGUCAUCUGGGAUGAGUAG